Messenger RNA from Sphenostylis stenocarpa, 2025 nucleotides. The record is from the annotation of a GenBank genome assembly. Lineage: Eukaryota; Viridiplantae; Streptophyta; Magnoliopsida; Fabales; Fabaceae.
AUGAACGGACACUUCGAGGUUCUUAUCUUCAACCAAUGUCUUGGUUCUGGCGCUGAAGAAACUAUCACUAAGAUCGUUUGCAUGCUUCUUUCUGGAAUUCGAACUUUUGCUGCUGCUGGCAUUGCUGUGGAUCUGAUUGAAGGCCUCUACGGUUCUGUCAUUGAGCUUAAUUAUGCUAUCUGGUUUGAAUACAAAACUGAAAGAGAGAAAAUGGAUGAAAUGGACUUUAUAACUCUGUGUUCUUCUUCCAAAGAGGUGAAAGGGAAGACAAACAAGGAAAGUAUUAUUCAUACUAUACAGCGGAAAUUAAAGAAUGCUUCUGAAGAGAAAUGCAAUAAUAAAUCUGGAAGAUCAAGGAAACAUCGUGAUGAUGCUAUCUCUAAAAAGGGAUCUAGAUCUCUUGCACCUUCAAGAUCACCAUCACCCUCUACACAUGUAUCCCGAUGUCAAAGUUUUGCAGAAAGGCCCCUUUCUCAACCACUCCCAUUACCAGGGUCACGUCAUUCAAGUGCCAUUGAUGCAAAUUCUGGGGUUAUUUUAACAUCAAAACUAGAAAGAGCCAUAAACUCAACAAAGCCAUCUCUAUAUUUACCCCUUCCAAUACCUGGUUUUGUUUCAAACAAGGAAGAUGCUACUGAUAUGGAAGGAGAUAUAGCCACUGCAUCUGUUUCUAGUGACAGCUCAAUUGAUAGUGGCAACUCAUUUGAUUCGCCACAUCUUGCUAGUCCUCUGGCAUCUGAUUGUGAAAAUGGAAACCGAGCCACCAUUAAUAGUUCUUUCAGUAUGGUGCACAAGAAUCAACCUCUUAUUGCUAUCCAAAGAAACUCAAGAGCAUUCUCAAAACCAGCUCCUCAGCUGUGCAAUAAUAAGCCAUUGUCUACCUCACCAAGAGGGGUUCGUUUACAUCUGCCAAAUCUGCAAGUAGCUCGCCCAGGUGGUUUGUGUAGUGCUCCAGAUAGUUCAAUGUCAAGUCCUAGAAAUCCAAUGGGAGCAUUUGGCCCUGAACAAAUAUUGAACUCUGAAUUACAUACAAGAAAGCCUUAUCCAGAUAUAGCUUAUGGGCACUCAUAUAGUGUGGUUUCUGGCCGUAAUUCUGGUCAUAAUUCAGUUGGGGGGGAUCUUUUAGGACAGAUGAUUUUGCAGCAAAACAGGUGUAGCCCGGAGUGUUCUCCAAUACCUAGUCCCAGAAUUACAAGCCCUGGUCCCAGUUCCAGGAUACAGAGUGGUACUGUAACCCCUCUGCAUCCUAAAGCCGGAGGAACUGCAGCAGAAGGACCUACAAGACGCCCCGAUGAUGUGAAACAAAAAAAUCAUCAGUUACCACUUCCUCCAAUAACAGUCACUAAGCCGGGUCCAUUUUCUCCAACCUAUUCUGCAUCAACAACUCCUGCUCCUCGAAGUCCCCCUGGAUCAGAAAACUCAAUAAACCCAGGUUCACGUUGGAAAAAGGGGCAGUUGCUUGGAAGGGGAACAUUUGGACAUGUAUAUCUUGGUUUUAACAGCACUGAUCCUGUGUCAAAAUUGAUAUUUGUUGUUGUUCAUGCUUUUAGUGAAAGUGGAGAGAUGUGUGCGAUGAAGGAGGUAACCCUUUUUUCAGAUGAUGCUAAAUCUAGGGAAAGUGCACAACAACUUGGCCAAGAAAUUGCAAUGCUUAGUCGGUUGCGGCAUCCAAAUAUUGUGCAGUAUUAUGGAUCUGAGACGGUCGAUGACAGACUUUAUGUAUAUUUGGAGUAUGUCUCCGGUGGGUCAAUCUAUAAGCUGGUUAAAGAAUAUGGCCAGUUAGGUGAAAUUGCUAUUCGAAAUUAUACUCGUCAAAUUUUGUUAGGACUUGCAUAUUUGCACGCCAAGAACACUGUUCACAGGGACAUCAAAGGAGCAAACAUAUUGGUGGAUCCUAAUGGGCGGAUAAAAUUGGCAGAUUUUGGGAUGGCAAAGCAUAUAAGUGGGCCAUCUUGUCCAUUUUCUUUCAAAGGAAGUCCUUAUUGGAUGGCGCCUGAGGUCAGGAUGAUUUCUGCAUUCACUUAA